This is a messenger RNA of Lineus longissimus, 471 nucleotides long. RefSeq lists its product as uncharacterized. The transcript is spliced from 2 exons. Bases 1 to 471 code for a protein of 156 amino acids. The record is from RefSeq and is a predicted model, not a curated record. NCBI's taxonomy places the organism in Eukaryota, Metazoa, Nemertea, Pilidiophora, Heteronemertea, Lineidae.
AUGCCUAAUGUGGGCGCAGCCAACAAGGUGGCAUUAGAGGCUGCUGUAAAUGACUUCGAUAGGCAUUUGCUUUCACUUGAGAAGGUGCAGGCUGAGGUUGAGUUGACUUUGACUGCUGAUCAGUUGGAGAAAGAUAUAGAUGAGGCGUUCGAUUUCAUAUGCAAUGCAAAUAAGGCCCGACAAGAGGCAAUGGUGCUGUUGGACGAGAUUGCGAGGAAAUCGAAAGAGAAGUCGAAGGAAGAUGAUUUUGGCGAUAACUACAGCAGCCACGGAAGUAGUCACGGUGGUAAUUCGGGAAGUGUUCGUCUUCCAAAACUCCAAUUGCCUACAUUCAGUGGUACGAUAACUGAGUGGCAGUGUUUUUGGGAUCAGUUCGAGGCUCUUGUUGAUCUGAAUGACACGAUCCCGCAGAUUAGCAAGUUCUCCUACCUGCAGUCCUUGCUGGAGGGAGAAGCGAAAAAUGUGAUAUGA